Diachasma alloeum is the source of this 1862-nucleotide messenger RNA. It is a transcript of the gene Zpr1, whose product is annotated as zinc finger protein ZPR1. Lineage: Eukaryota; Metazoa; Arthropoda; Insecta; Hymenoptera; Braconidae. The record is from RefSeq and is a predicted model, not a curated record. Bases 394 to 1740 code for a protein of 448 amino acids. Gene Ontology annotation, molecular function: zinc ion binding. Gene Ontology annotation, cellular component: cytoplasm; nucleus. The transcript is spliced from 4 exons.
UAUUUGGAAAGCCCGACUUUCUGUCCGGCUCAUAAAAGACCGCUAGCUUUCUGGACGUGUGGACACGUCUCCAAUUACUUUUGCACAUGAAUUUCGAAGUAUUUACUAAGCGAUUUGUCAACGGAUUCAUCAUUGGAUAUUUUUUUUCAUAGACUAUAUAUGUCAGGUCCAGCUGUAUAUAUAUUUAUCAGCUGCCAUAAACACGCGUUUGCCUAUCCUAACCUAGAAUAUAUCUAAUAUAAAGCCUCUAACCUCUCAUUUCAAUCGCAACUGCAACGUUGAAUUGUGUUAAAGACUGUGAAUUCACUAUAAUUAUAAAAUUAACUUCAAAUAAUACUUUAGCAUCUUUUUCGUACUUGAUAAUAACUAGAGGCAACUGGGAUUACUCGAAGUAUGUCGAUAUCACGAGUACAACAAUCAGAAAAUGCAGGCGGUGAUGGUGAGCCCAUAUUCCAGGACCUGAAGGCACUGGACGAGGAUCAUCCUCCAGUUACGAUUAUAGAAAGUUUGUGCAUGAAUUGUGGGGAAAAUGGCCUCACAAAAUUACUCCUGACUAAAAUUCCACAUUACAAAGACAUUAUCUUGAUGUCUUUUGAAUGCGAAAAUUGUGGAUUUAAAAAUAAUGAAAUUCAAAAUGGAGGGAAAAUAAAUGAAAAAGGAAUCAGAAUCAAACUAGAAGUUGUCGAUAAGAGAGAUCUAAAUCGACAAGUAGUGAAAUCUGAUUAUACAAACGUCACAAUACCUAAAUUGAACUUUGAAAUUCCAUCGCAAUCGCAGAAAGGAGAAAUAACGACACUCGAAGGAAUAAUCGAUAGAAGUAUAACGGGAUUGGAGCAAGAUCAACCGAGAAGAAAGGAAGAAAAUCCUGAAACUGCAGCGGAGAUUGAGCUAUUUAUUUCAAAAUUACGUUCUUUGAAAUCCGUUGAUGAACCCUUCACUAUUAUUUUUGAAGACAUAACGGGGGAAACGCACGUGGAAAAUCCUAAUGGAUUACGAAAAGAUCUUCAAUGUUCGAUAACUCACUUUGUAAGAUCGGAGAUGGAGAACAAAACGCUCGGAAUUUUUGAAGAAAACAACGAUGGGCUUUUGAAGCCUAUUGAACCAGGAAGCUUUACGUUGGAAGAAUUGGAGGGUGAAGUUUUAACUUUUGCCACCAAUUGUCCCAAGUGCAAUGCUCCAUGCGCCACAAAUAUGAAAAUGACGAAUAUUCCACACUUCAAACAAGUGGUAAUAAUGGCAACAGUAUGUGAUCAGUGUGGUCACAAAACGAACGAAGUCAAAAGCGGUUGUGGAAUCGAGCCCGAAGGAGUAAGAAUGCAAGUUAAAGUGAAUGGAAGGGAGGACUUCAGCAGAGAUGUCUUGAAAUCAGAAACAUGCGCCAUGGAGAUUCCAGAAUUAGAGUUGGAAGUGGGGCCAGAUGCUCUCGGAGGCCGCUUCACAACUGUAGAGGGCAUUAUCACAGCAACGAGAGAGCAAUUAUUGUCCAAUACUUCGUUUUGCGGAGACAGCGCUGAUGAAACUGUUAAAAAACGAAUGGAUGAAUUCAUUUCAAAACUGGAUCAAGUUCUGAAUGGCGUACGCCCAUUAACAAUUAUUCUUGAUGAUCCAGCUGGUAACAGCUACAUUCAAAGUCUCUCGGACAGCGGUUGUGAUGAGAGAUUAAAUAUCACCAAGUAUGAGAGAAAUUUUCAACAGAAUGAAGAGUUGGGGAUUAACGAUAUGAAAGUGGAAAAUUAUUAAGCAGAUUGAAUGAAGCUACAUUACAUUCAUAAUUUCCAGAAUCUGUGAAUAUUAUUUUAUCUUUUUUCAAUAUUCCCACGAGAGUUGGAACUGUAUAAUAAAAUGAACAAUUUUAUCAUGUA